Molecule: messenger RNA, 2067 nt
Organism: Ilyonectria robusta
Lineage: Eukaryota; Fungi; Ascomycota; Sordariomycetes; Hypocreales; Nectriaceae
Product: L-amino-acid oxidase
Exons: 2
Coding region: 1-2067 (688 amino acids)
Biological process (GO): amino acid catabolic process
Molecular function (GO): L-amino-acid oxidase activity; polyamine oxidase activity
Source: RefSeq, a predicted model, not a curated record
AUGGCUCCACACAUGUCUAAGCUGCUUGGCGUUGCAACAGCCUUGUACGGUCUUUGCGUCGCUCAACCGACCAUUGGCCAAUCGGUCUCGUUUCAGGGCCCUUUUGAUGUAGAGCAGGGCGGUCUCCACAACAUCCAUGUGGAAUAUCAUGAACAGCUCAAUGGCGAGCUGACGAUCGUGUAUGGCUCAUGCACCAUCGACUCGCCGUCCCAGGCGCACCAUCAAAUUGGCCGCACGCACAUUGGCAACCACCCAGCCGCGAAGCGCCACCUGGACUGGGAUGAGCAACGCCCGACCAAGUUCGUCUGGGUGACUCCCAGUGAUGUCAUCUCCGGCUGUCUUCAUGCUUUUGUUGACGGCGGACUCGUUGGGAGGUCUGAGCAAGUCAGUGUCAAGAAGAGGAAGCUGACCCGUCGAGCCACCUUGGCUGACGUGGCUGAGCCCCUGGGUGCCUGGUUCGAUGGCGUCGAAUACAUGAAACAGAAGGAACCUGACGAGGUAUUCGUCGCUGCGACUAAGAAGAAGUCGUUUGGUAUCCUUGGAGGUGGUAUGUCUGGUCUUAUGACAUCCUUGUUGCUCGACUCGGUGGGUAUUCACAACUGGAAGAUCAUUGAAUCUUCUGGCCGUGUGGGUGGUCGCGUCAGGACGACAUAUCUUAACAACUCCAAGCCGGAGGACCACCAGUAUCACGAACUUGGUCCCAUGCGUUUCCCACAAUCCCUAACAGACCCCGAUACCAACGCCACCUACGAAAUCAUGGACCAUCGAAUGGUGUUCCAGCUCGCCGACGUUCUCAACGAACUAAACACCGGCAAUGACACCCUACAAGUCAAAUUCAUCCCUUGGAUUCAGACGAGUGCUAAUGUGCCGGUGAGCACCAACAAGCGACGCCCAGAUGGUACCUUUCCCGGUAAAAGCGAAGUCGCAAACGACCCCGCGUAUGCCGAAGCGACGGUAUAUUCAAAUGCUACGGCAGUUGCUGAGGCCGAGGAAGCGCUUGAUGAGUUCAAGGACAUGACGUCGGAGAGGCUUAAGUUCUAUGCCACCAAUGUUUUCAAGGCCCACAAGCAAGCCGUAGAGGAGGGCUACUUUGACUUCUCAGAAGUAGAGUACCUCCGCUAUGUGAUGAAGACCAAUCCCAACGUUACCGACGAGGUGGCCUCCUCAACUAGUAUCUCGCCGAUGUGGGAGUACGACACCGUUUACUUUAUGGCCGACAAAUGGCGCACGAUCGACGGAGGUCUCAGCCGCCUGCCUGCCGCCUUUGAGAAUCUCCUUAAAGGCCGCGUUAUCUUCAACUCCAAGGUCCACAGCGUCAAGCACAAUAGCGAGAACGAUACCCUCACCGUUUCCUACCGCCCGCUCGGUAGCAACCCCCGGGAGGUCAAGUCAACCACUGAGGAGUUUGACUAUCUCUUCAACACUGUUCCCCUUAACCUCCUUCGUUUCUGGGAAUUGCCUCGAUAUUCUAGCCUCAUGCGACGUGCUAUCGACCGAUACAACUUUGGCACUGCCGCCAAGAUUGCCAUCCAGUACGAGACUCGCUUCUGGGAACAUCUUGAUUUCCCCAUCUACGGCGGCUGUGGCAGCGUCAACAUCCCUCUCAUUGGCUCGAUAUGCUACCCCCCCUUUGAUAUCAACGGCACCGGCCCUGGUGUUUUGUUGGCCACCUACAUCUCGGGUCCAAACGCCAACACCGCAUGCGCCAUGACUGAUGAAGAACACGUCGCCUACGUCCAACAGGCCGUAGUUGACAUCCAUGGCUCUGUGGCCGACGACAACUGGACCGGUAACUGGGAUCGUCAGUGCUGGGACCAUGACGAGCACCACGCAGGUUCAUGGGCUUCGCCUAUUACUGGGCAGCAGCAGCUGUACAUUCCCGCUUUCUGGCGAACAGAGUUUAACACUGUCUUUAUCGGUGAGCAUACGAGUUUCACGCACGCGUGGAUCUUCAGUGCUUUGGAGAGCGCCACAAGAGGAACCGUGCAGAUGCUGCUGGAUCUCGGCUUGGUGGACGAAGCGAAGCAAAUCACAAAAACGUGGAUGGCCAGAUGGAUUACAUUAUAA